Messenger RNA from Spodoptera litura, 1291 nucleotides. It is a transcript of the gene AP-2sigma, whose product is annotated as adaptor protein complex 2, sigma subunit. Gene Ontology annotation, molecular function: clathrin-cargo adaptor activity. The record is from RefSeq and is a predicted model, not a curated record. Gene Ontology annotation, biological process: clathrin-dependent endocytosis; intracellular protein transport. NCBI's taxonomy places the organism in Eukaryota, Metazoa, Arthropoda, Insecta, Lepidoptera, Noctuidae. Gene Ontology annotation, cellular component: AP-2 adaptor complex; membrane coat.
GUCAAAAUUGAAAGGAAGAGGAGGCGUCGACUCGUACUAUUUUACAAUCACAAAUUAAAAAUUACUAGAUUUCAUCUUUUACAAAAUGAUUCGUUUUAUUCUCAUCCAAAACCGAGCGGGUAAAACUAGAUUGGCAAAAUGGUACAUGAACUUCGAUGAUGACGAGAAACAGAAGUUAAUCGAGGAGGUGCACGCUGUAGUCACCGUCAGAGAUGCGAAACAUACUAAUUUUGUUGAAUUCAGGAACUUCAAAAUCGUGUACAGAAGGUAUGCAGGGCUGUACUUUUGUAUAUGCGUGGAUGUGAAUGACAAUAACCUGUGCUACUUGGAAGCUAUUCACAAUUUUGUUGAAGUUCUGAAUGAAUACUUCCACAAUGUCUGUGAACUGGACCUGGUGUUCAACUUCUACAAGGUCUACACUGUAGUGGAUGAGAUGUUCUUAGCAGGAGAGAUCAGAGAGACGUCACAGACUAAAGUCCUGAAGCAGCUCCUUAUGCUCAACUCCUUAGAAUAAAAUCUUCAAAUCAUGUUGCUGUGGAGGUGGCCGAGACAAAGUUAUUGCAGACAUGAAGUCUAUGACAGUGGCCAUAAGUAGCAUUGCUCAUUUACCAUCAAGAGAUCUGCCAUCUAUGUCUGCUAUGAAAAAAAAUGAGUCAAUCUCAUGAAAUGGUCUACAACGCAAGAUAUUAAAUAGUUAAGUUGCUGUGGAUUCGAGUCUGUCUUCAAUAAUCUUGGCUAGUUCUACAUUUAGUGUAAUUUGUACUGUAUUCAUGUUCAGUGUUGCUAUGGUAGAGAAUACUAAGUAUAAUAAAAUAUUUUUAGUACUUCCUGGCAUUUAACUCUCUAGUUUGAUACCUAGGUUGAGUAUAAUGUCAUUGUCAUAGCCUUGCCAGUAGGUGCUAUAAAUAUAAAUAGUAUUUAUAACAUAGUAACAUUGAUAAGUAUUUAAAUAUUCACUGUUACAACAUUAUAUUGUUACUAAAUAAGAUUGUAUAAAGAAUACUCAUUCAUUCCAUCUUGUAGGAACACAUUAUAUUAUAGACAGUUUCAAAUAUAUAUUGUAGACGUAAUAUUAUGUAGGCGAGUGGGAAGAUAAUGUGUUACAUUAAUAAAUGUAUGACAUUUUCUAAUUACUUAUAAUUAUGUCCAAAAGGAGCUAUCAAUGUAUAAACAGCACUAGUAGGUGUUAAAUUGGAAUAAUUUCUCGCGAUCUUAAGGAUUCUAUCAUUCUAAAUGGCUUAGUUCUAGCGUACGGCGCGUCGCGUUUCGCGCGCGCCUCAAAGAGCCAUUA